This is a messenger RNA of Nylanderia fulva, 3065 nucleotides long. RefSeq lists its product as uncharacterized. NCBI's taxonomy places the organism in Eukaryota, Metazoa, Arthropoda, Insecta, Hymenoptera, Formicidae. The record is from RefSeq and is a predicted model, not a curated record. Gene Ontology annotation, molecular function: protein binding.
GUCAUGUGAUCGAGUUCGUCGAAGGGGAGGGAAAAGGGAACGUGUGUUACCGCGUGUUCUCUGUUUACAUCCAUUCCUGUGUAUAGUGAAUCAGUUCUAAAAUUAUUUGCUUCUAUUUGAUAAUUGAGUGAAAUUUAUUAUUAUCUAUCCGGCCACUGUGUUUAUUAAAUAAUAUUGUAGCAGCACUUGAAAGUUGAAUGAAGAAAAGGACGAAGGAUCACAUGGCAGAUCCUGCAAUCAACUGAUUAUAUUAAAUAUUUUGUUAUGAGUGUUAAGAAAGGAGCAUGUCGAAUUCGAGACGAUCGAUUGUAUUUUAUUAGUCAUCGAUAAUAAUUAACGCAGUUAUAAAUGAAGCUCGAAUGCAUGUAUAAAUUAUUAUUAGGUUGAUGAUACAUGAUAUUUAUUAUUAAGAUGAGGGACCAAAUGAGUCAAACUGUGGAAACUGUGACGCUGCUUCUCGAAACGAAACGAUUCAAAAUUAACAAGGAACAAUUGAUCAAUAAGAGUCUAUACUUUGCCACGCUUUUCUCUACAACCUAUACAGAUCAUCGUUUGUCAGAACAUACUAUAAACUAUGAGAUUCCUUUGACUUCGUUCCAGGAUUUUAUCGAUUGGAUAUAUGAUGAAAAUAUAAUAGCACAUUAUAAAAACAAUCUGGGACGUCUUUUGGUUUUAUUGGAAUUAAGUGUUCUAUUUGCAGUAGAUGACUUAAUAAAAAAUAUAACGUACACACUUGAGCAAUACUAUUUAUUACCAGAAGAAGUACUUAAUAUUUGGUUGUUAGCAGAAGAAUUAGGGCUUCAUCUAUUACGUGAUCUUUGUUUGGCUAUUUGCUUAGAUCGUUUCACUGAACUGCCAUUAAAUUUGAUCAUUAAGUUAUCGAGGCAAAAUUUUCUGAAAUUAAUUGGAAAUGCUAAUCUAAGAGUUGCAAAUGUAAAUGACCCAGAAUCUUAUUUGCUCAAUAUUGUGCAAGAAUGGAUGAAAGUUAAUCAGGAUAUAAUUCCACUGGAUAUUUUAAAGAAGACCGGACCAAAAAUUUUUCUGAGUAUUAUAUCCUGUGAUAUUUUUUCUUCUACUGUUAAUGAUGAAUUUUAUAUUCAUUGUUGGGAUAAUAACAAUCUUUCUGAAUUUACUACAUUUAAAUAUCCAAAUGCUAUUACGGAUAAUAAGAAUACAAUAAUGGGAAUGCAGAUUUCUGUUAGAGGAUACAAUUUAUAUCUUAUUGGUGGAGAAUUUGGUAUUGGUUCAGGGAGAUUUAACACAAACAUAUGGCGUUACUCUUUGAUAUCUAAAAAUUGGUUUUUUGAGGUCACUAUGCCAUGUGCAAGAAGACAUAUGAUUGCUGCAAUUGUGCAGAAUACAUUAAUCCUAGCAGGUGGUGUAGGACAUUAUCGACGAAAACUGCGAUCUCUUGAUAUCUACAAUCUCCAUAAAGGCAUAUGGAUAAAAGGUGAGGACAUACCCAUGGAGUUUGUAACUGUUCCCGAUCAUUAUGUUCUUGAUAAAAAACUGAUCGUAUUUGAUCGUUUUAAGUCACCUAUUAUGUAUAUAUAUAAUUCUGAGUUGAAUGAAUGGAUCAUAGUAAAAACAAAUCAACUUUCAUUAAACAUAUGUGACUUACACAUGACUACAUCAGUAAUGAAGUUUAAGGCUGCUUCAUGUUGUAUCGAUAAUAACAGGCAGGACAAACUAAAUUUACAGACAAUUGUAGUGAUAGAUGCAGAUAUAUACGAAAAUUUAGAACAUAAUCGCAAAAUACUUCAAAAAAUAACUGCUGAAAAUUUUGGAACGAUUGAGAAAGACGAUUGUAAUAUACACUUUUACUUUAUACUGUCGUGCAAUAAUUUAGACGAGAACAAUAUGCUAAUAUGUUUGACAAAGCAGAAAUGCAUGCUAAUACGUUUGAAAGGAAAUCAAAAGUUACAGUGGAAUAGUAUAUCUUUACAAAAUCCAAAUAAGUUUAGUUCUCUUUUUGCCCACUCACAUACUUUCUUUUUUAAUUUGAUGCAUCCAGCAAAUUUGCACGAUCAAUCGGCGACAAAAUUGAAUUGUACAACUUGACACAUAUAACUUUUCAUGAAUUAAAUCUUCAGUGAUUAAAUAUAGAAACAUACAUAAAUAGAAAUAAAGUUACAAGAAGUGAAUAUUUAAGAAAAAUGUAACGAAAACAUUGUAAAAAUCUUCGAAAACAAAAAGCUCAUUAUGAUCUGCGUAUUUUUUGAAAAAAUUAACUUGGCUUUACAUAGCAACGUCUUCUACUUUUACGAAUUGUUAUAUUGUAUAACAUGAAAACUUUUUUUAUUACUGACUUAUAUGAAUUAAACUUUUAUAUUAAAGUUUUUAUCAAACGCUAAUUGUUUUAUCUGCUACCAAACUAUAUAUAUUGAAAACCGUCGUAUCUUUUUUUCUGACAUCCAACGAUUACACAGAUAUAAUUAUUAACUCCGGUACUAGGAUCGUUUUCACAGUUGCCAUGGCUGACGUCGUUGAAUUUGUUUCGUUCCUUUUGUUUGAUCGCACGACGUCAUUGGCUGUGCAGGUCUCGAUGACGAAUUCGAAAGACGUAUUGUCGUUCAAGUUAAAGUGAUAUCUGCUGCUAGUUUCGGGAACUGCUUUGUUGUCCUUCAGCACUGUCACUGAAAAAUUUGCACUAGUCUUUAAUUGUUACAUCAGAAGGGAGAGUGAAAAGAAAAUAAUUGAUAUGAUAUACUUAAACUCCGUAAAACGAUUGAAUAAAUUACUGGGAAAGAAUUUGAUACCUUUCAAAGGCGCGAUAUCAGUCCUGUAUGUGAAAGUCACAGACUCGCCUUCGCUCACUGUUGCAGACUGCGGGAAUGUCGCAGAUGCUGGACUUUUCGGCCCUACAAUUCGAGUUGAAAAUUGAUAUUAAUGAUAGAUCAUUCUACCUCUCUUUUAUACGAAAACUUCAUCUUAGAUAUAGUUGCUUAGUGAUUAUAAUUUCGAACUUAAUUUUUCCUAGGAUUAUUUAUUAGAUUAGAAUAUAAAAGACUUUUAUAAUUAUGAUGACUUUCAGUUGAUAACAAUUAAGAUACGAUGCCUAUUAU